GACGAUGACAUCACCAUGUGCAAAAUGAAAGGAAAAUCAGAGGAGGAAUGUCAGAAUUACAUCCGAGUUUUGGCAAGAAAAUCAGAGGAUAAAAUACUUGUUUGUGGAACAAAUGCCUUUAAGCCUCUUUGCCGUCAAUAUCAAUUAGAUGCUGAUUACUCCAUUGCAAAGGAAUCCUCUGGGGAAGGCGUGUGUCCGUAUGAUCCAACUCAUAACACCACAGCCAUAUUUGCAGAUGGCGAUCUGUAUGUCGCAACUGUAGCCCAAUUCACUGGAGCUGAUCCUUUGAUAUAUCGAGAGCCAUUGAGGACGGAACAGUUUAACUGGAAGCACCUAAAUGCACCCAAUUUUGUUAGUUCUGUGCACCACGAUGAAUUUGUUUACUUUUUCUUUCGUGAAACUGCAGUAGAGUACAUCAACUGUGGAAAGACUGUGUACUCUAGAGUAGCAAGAGUUUGCACUAAAGACAAAGGGGGACCACACAAAUUUCGAAACAGAUGGACUUCAUUUUUGAAAGCCAGAUUAAACUGUUCUAUGCCUGGAGAAUUUCCAUUUUAUUUUAAUGAAAUUCAAUCAACGACAAAUGUAGUUACUGGAAAGUAUGGUGGCAAAGAGGCUCAAUUAAUAUAUGCUGUAUUUACCACUCCACCGAACAGCAUCAGUGGCUCUGCAGUAUGUGCCUUCAGCCUGGAAGAUGUCCUCCUUGCUUUCAAUGGCCCGUUUAAGGGUCAAGAUGACAUCAAUGCCAACUGGCUUCCAGUGGCUAGCACUAAAGUGCCGGAGCCUCGUCCAGGGCAGUGUGUAAAUGAUUCCAGAACAUUGCCAGAAGUAACUGUAAACUUCAUUGAGGGAAAUAGCUUAAUGGAUAGAGCAGUUCCUUCUUUCUGGAAUCAUCCAGUAGCCUUACAUGCUGUUUUUCAGUAUCGUUUCACACAGAUAGCAGUUGAUCCGCAGAUACAAACAGCAGAUGAAAAGCAUUAUGAUGUAUUAUAUGUAGGAACUGAUAAUGGGAAAGUUCUGAAGUGCAUCAAUGCUGGUAGUGACUCCACACAUGGAAAAGUAAUUCCUAUUGUUAUUGAGGAAUUCCAAGUUUUCCAGCAUCAGCCCAUCACCAAUCUAAUGGUGUACCACACUCCCUAUGAAGCAAAACUUGUUGUUGUAUCUCGUGAAGAAAUAAAAACUGUUCCAUUAUACAGCUGUGAUCUUUAUGCCAAAACUUGUGGUGAAUGUAUAGCCCUCCAAGAUCCUUAUUGUGCUUGGGACAAAUCUCGAGGUGUCUGCACCAGCUCAAGAACAAGGUAAGUUUCUUUAAGGUUGUGGAAAAGAGAUAUGUUUGUCCAAAAUGUAGAGGAAGGCUUUGAUUCAAGAUGUCGUGAAGGACGAUCAUCCUCUGGUGGGACAACACCCCAACGUUCCCCGCACCAUUCAGCUAGUCGUCAUGACACCCCUUCGGGUGGUGGCUCUCCCCCUUCUUCCUCCUCCACUACUGAGACAGAAGACGAACUCAAUGAAGGUGGCAGCGCGGGGGCAUCCAGAGGCCACCAGUACAUGUACACUGCAGAAACACUGGCCAUUGCAGUCACGACGAGCAUUGUGUCCUCCCUAGUGGUUGGAUUCAUCAGUGGCUACAUCUUCAGUCGAAGGUGCAAGUCAGAGGAGGUGGACUCCCCUUAUGACGAUGCCCACUAUUUGGAGCAACGUGGCAGCUGUGACACCCCACAUCUCAACCACACAGAAGGGUUUCUAUCCCCCACCACCAACAAGCCCAUCAACCUCGUCCUCAAUGUACCUCCAAAAAACGGGAAUGGCAAGAGCGCCAACAGCUCUGCCGAUAACAGACCUGUUGUGAAAGUGAAGAAGAUAUACUUAUAGUUGCCCAGUCGGCAUCGCUACCGGUCGUCCAACAUUCCACGAACUCAUGGUGAUGUUCACUAGGCAGUUCUUUCUCGGCAGCAUGGCAUGUGUAUAGAGAAGGUACAGAAGCAUUAGUCAUCGGCAAUAUAGUGGCCUGCUUGGCCCUUUUCCACUGUUGAGUGGUAAAAGGUUUUGUUUUCAUAAUUUGGUGUCCCCACUUGGGCUGAAAUUUAAAAUUGUUCCUCAUCAUCAAACAUCUCCAAACUCGUUGCCGGAGACAGACCAGCCUAAGGCAAGA
Uloborus diversus is the source of this 2152-nucleotide messenger RNA. Its product is annotated as semaphorin-1A-like. Gene Ontology annotation, biological process: semaphorin-plexin signaling pathway; negative regulation of axon extension involved in axon guidance; axon guidance. The record is from RefSeq and is a predicted model, not a curated record. NCBI's taxonomy places the organism in Eukaryota, Metazoa, Arthropoda, Arachnida, Araneae, Uloboridae. Gene Ontology annotation, molecular function: semaphorin receptor binding; chemorepellent activity. The transcript is spliced from 15 exons.